Molecule: messenger RNA, 10598 nt
Organism: Homo sapiens (human)
Lineage: Eukaryota; Metazoa; Chordata; Mammalia; Primates; Hominidae
Gene: SYT2
Product: synaptotagmin 2
Exons: 8
Coding region: 2998-4437 (479 amino acids)
Biological process (GO): positive regulation of dendrite extension
Cellular component (GO): cytoplasm; synaptic vesicle membrane; clathrin-coated endocytic vesicle membrane
Source: RefSeq, a predicted model, not a curated record
UGUAACUAACCUGCACAUUGUGCACAUGUACCCUAAAAUUUAAAGUAUAAUAAAAAAAUAAGUGUUGUCUGGGAUGUGGAAAACUUGGAACCCUCAUACAUUGCUGGUGGGAACAUAAAUUGGUGCUGGCACCUUAAAAUGUCAAACAUAGUUAUGACCCAGCAAUUCCAUACCUAUGUAUAUACCCAAGAGAAAUGAAAACAUAUGUCCACGCAAAAACUUAUGCAUGGAUGUUCAUAGCAGCAUUAUUCAUAAUAUCCCACAAGUGGGAUAUUAUUAGCUAUAUUUAGUUAUAAAAUAGCCCAAAGUGGAAAUAACCCAAAUAUUUAUAAAUUGAUGAAUGGAUAAAUAUAAAAUAUGUUCUAGGCAAGGUGCGGUGGCUCAUGCCUGUAAUGCCAACAUUUUGGAGGCUGAAGUGGGAGGAUUGCUUGAGGCCAGGAGCUCGAGACCAGCCUGGGCAAUAUAGGGAGACCCCAUAUCUACAAAAAAUUAAAAAAUUAGCUUGGUGUGAUGGCAUGCACCUGUAAUCCCAGCUACUCGGGAAGCUGAGGUGGGAUGAUCACUUGAGCCCUGGAGGUGGAGGCUGUAGUAAGUGGUUGCACCACUGCACUCCAGCUGGGUGACAGAGUGAGACCCUGUCUCAAAAAAAAAAAAAAAUGUUUUCUAUCUACACAAUGGAAUACUAUGUGGCAAUAAAAAGGGAAUGAAAUACUGAUACAUGCUACAACAUAGAUGAACCUUGAAAACAUCAUACUAAAUGAAAGAAGCCAGUCACAAAGACCACAUAUUUUAUAAUUCCAUUGAUAGGAAAUGUUUAGGAUAGACAAAUCUAUAGAGUCAGAAAGUAGAUUAGUGGUUGCUGGAGCUGGGAAGAGGAUGGGAAUGGAGAGUGACUGCUAAUGGGACUGGGUUUCUUUUUGAGGUGGCAAAAAUGUUCUAACUUAGGUUAUGCUAAUUGUUCCACUAUUCUGUGAAUACAAUAAAAUGCACUGAACUGUGUACUUUAAAGGGUGACAUAUGUGAAUUACAUCUCAAUAAAGCUGUUUUUUAAAAAAAAAAGGUCACAGAGCCCUGAACAGUGUGGUAGAAGUGAGGGGAGAUGGACAUGGCGGAAGGCCCUGGACACACAUCUUUAUCCCUUUGUGUGGCUACUUGCAGUUCCCGCCAAACCGGACCCAUCUCUUUGUCCCCAGAGGCGAAGUCCAGUGGACCUUGGUUUUUCACUUCAAGACCAGUUUUGGGGUCAAGGCUAUUUCAACAUGGCAGACAGUAAGAGUUAAAUAAAUGCUUGGUGAAUGAACCUACAUUGCAUCAAUGUACAGGCCACCAGAAGUACUUAAGGCUGGAGCAGUCUCCAGGGCUGGGGAGGGGAUCUCAGCAGGUUUUUAAAGGAAGGGACAGAACUUAAGAGCUCCUAAAAUGUUCCUUCAGAAGAACCCUGAGUCUAGAGGAGAGUUAACUCAUACCUAACGUGCAGUGAGAAAAGUCUCACAUUUUUUCUUUAAAUUCUUGUGCUGUAUGCAUCCUACUCUAUUAUUUCCAGCUUGUUUUAAUUUAAAAAUACUGUAAAUUGCCAUUCAGUAAAACGGAUGCCUCAGGGAGUUGUGCUGUUUAUUCUUGCAUCCUGGAAUACCUGUGGGUGUAUGCUGCUAUGUUCCCUCAGAGGAGCCCAGUCAACAAAUACCCAGAGUGCCCGCUGUGUGCUUGGCACAAGGGGUGCUGUUGCCAACACAGGAUCUGCCCUCAUGGGACUUUCAGUUGAGAAAUAAGUGCAUAGCCCUGAGGAGCAGAAAGAGCUUGGUGGAGAGGACAGAAUUAUGGGGGGCAGAGUUUGGAAGCUCGUAAGAACAUUGCCUUAAAUGAAGACCAACAUUUAUGCUCAGUGUUUUACUAGGAAAAAGUUGAAAACUGCCUAAAUGUCUACCAGUGGAAUGGCUAAAAAAAUUAUGGUGUUACCAUAUAGUAGGAUAUUAUGUAGCUAUUUAAUAAUAAAAAACAAUAAAGGAAAAGGCUUAUGAUGAAAUUUUAUGUAAAAAAUCUUGAAAAAAAACUAUACAUAGUAUGGUCUCAACAUGUAAAACAUACUCAGAAAAAAUACCAGCAUAGAAUGCCCCAAAUGCUAGUUGACUUUGGAGGGUAGAAUUAUGGGGGGAUUUCUCUCUCUCUCCCCAAAUUUUCUACAGUAAGUCUGGGUUAUGUUAUUAAUAAACAUCACAUCUUUGAUGCGGGAAGGCUAAUCUACAGCUGCAUGUGGGGGCAGGGCUAGAGAUGAACCUGGAGUAGGGGCCACAGAGUAGACCGGGGAGGAAGGGCUAGAGAUGGAGAUGUGGGUGCCGUCUUCCUACAGGAGAGGUCAAAACAAACCCUGAGUGGGCACUGAGGGAGCCCGUGAAGAAACCGCAGAGAGCUGAGGAGUCUCGCGGGGCAGGAGGAGGAAUUGGAGUCAGGGAUGAGGAGAGUCAAGUGUCAUGGAGCUGGGCAGAGAUUCUAGGCAGAGUAGUAUCUAGAAAUCCUUGGAAGUCAAGGAGAGAGGUUGAAAGAGGAGCCCUCAGUGUAAAACCUUGUCUCCUUCCUAGAGUGGUGAGGUUAGAUUUCAAUGAGAUAUAGGAGAGUGAUUAGCUAUACAGGCUCUGGAGUUGGGCAGACCAGUUCAAACCUCAGUUUCAGAACUUACAGCUAAGUGACCUUGGAAAAACUAUCUAACCUCUCUGAACCUGUUUCCCCAUCUGUUAAAUGGAACCAAUAAAAACCAUUAGGUUAUUUUUUGGAUUAGAUGAAUAAUGCAUGGAAAGUGUUUUGCACAGUGCUUGGCACAUAUAUGUACUAUUUUUUUUAAGAGACAGAACCUUACUUAAUCACCCAUAGCUCAUGUAACCUCAAACUCCUGGACUCAAGUGAUCCUCUAUCACUUCAGCCCCCACUAUGCCUAACUAAAAAAAAAAAAUUUCUAAAGAUAGGGUCUUGCUAUGCUGCUCAGGCUGACUGUGUACUAAUUGGAUGAUGUCUAUUAUUAUUGGUUUACUACAGUUGUUAAUAUUAUGCAAAAUAUCUUUGAUCUAUAAAGAGCUUCUCCUGGUCCUUUGGGCAGGGCUUUCUCAGGGUAAGACGACCUCUGGAUGCUCACCCUGCCCUCUUCACCUCUCGUCCCCAGCUGUUUCCUCUGCCACCAUGAGGAACAUUUUCAAGAGGAACCAGGAGCCUAUUGUGGCUCCUGCCACCACCACCGCCACGAUGCCCAUUGGACCCGUGGACAACUCCACUGAGAGUGGGGGUGCUGGGGAGAGCCAGGAGGACAUGUUUGCCAAACUGAAGGAGAAGUUAUUCAAUGAGAUAAACAAGAUUCCCUUACCACCCUGGGCACUGAUCGCCAUUGCUGUGGUUGCUGGGCUCCUGCUUCUCACCUGCUGCUUCUGCAUCUGCAAGAAAUGCUGCUGCAAGAAGAAGAAGAACAAGAAGGAGAAGGGCAAAGGCAUGAAGAAUGCCAUGAACAUGAAGGACAUGAAAGGGGGUCAGCUCCCACAGGAUGACGACGACGCAGAGACAGGCCUGACUGAGGGGGAAGGUGAAGGGGAGGAGGAGAAAGAGCCAGAGAACCUGGGCAAACUGCAGUUUUCCCUGGACUAUGAUUUUCAGGCUAAUCAGCUUACUGUGGGCGUUCUGCAGGCUGCUGAACUGCCUGCCCUGGACAUGGGAGGCACCUCAGACCCUUAUGUCAAGGUCUUCCUCCUUCCUGACAAGAAGAAGAAAUAUGAGACCAAAGUCCAUCGGAAGACACUGAACCCUGCCUUCAAUGAAACCUUCACCUUCAAGGUGCCAUACCAGGAGCUUGGGGGCAAAACUCUGGUGAUGGCCAUCUAUGACUUUGACCGCUUCUCCAAACAUGACAUCAUUGGAGAGGUAAAGGUGCCUAUGAACACAGUGGACCUCGGCCAGCCCAUUGAGGAGUGGAGAGACCUGCAAGGCGGGGAAAAGGAGGAGCCGGAGAAGCUGGGCGACAUCUGCACCUCCCUGCGCUAUGUGCCCACGGCCGGGAAGCUCACUGUCUGCAUCCUGGAGGCUAAGAACCUCAAGAAGAUGGACGUGGGCGGCCUUUCAGACCCGUACGUGAAGAUCCACCUGAUGCAGAAUGGCAAGAGGCUCAAGAAGAAGAAGACAACCGUGAAGAAGAAGACCCUGAACCCAUACUUCAACGAGUCCUUCAGCUUUGAGAUCCCCUUCGAGCAGAUUCAGAAAGUCCAGGUAGUGGUCACCGUGCUGGACUAUGACAAGCUGGGCAAGAACGAAGCCAUAGGCAAGAUCUUCGUGGGCAGCAAUGCCACGGGCACAGAGCUGCGGCACUGGUCCGACAUGCUGGCCAACCCCCGGAGGCCCAUCGCCCAGUGGCACUCGCUCAAGCCUGAGGAGGAGGUGGAUGCACUCCUGGGCAAGAACAAGUAGACAGCAGCGGCUGGGACCCCACACCUUUCACGGACACUGACAAGAUCCAGAGCUAUCAAUACCUCAGUUAUGCAACCUUAGAGGUUUUCUUUUUUCUUUCAUUUGUUGGGUGGUUGUGUCCUUGUUUUUCCUUGUUUUUCUCUUUUUAAAGACCAACUUCCCUUUGAUGGCUGUGUGAGGAGAGUCCCCUAAGAGGUGAAAGAGAAGCCUGGCUCUGUUCACGGUCCCAGGAGCUGUCCUUGCUGCAUGCCCUGUCACAGUUCCCUCGACUCUUUCAAAGCUUCACAUCUGCCUCACCCCAAGCGAGGCUCUCUACUGGCACAAACUUGCAGCAGUUCCUGUUUUUUGAGCCUUCUGGACCAACAAAAUGGCAGCACAUCCUGCUUCCUGACAGGGAAGGCAUCACAGUGGCCAAUGAUCGUGUGUGUGUGUGUGUGUGUGUGUGUGUAUGUGUGUGUGUGUGUGUGUGUGUGUGUGUGUGUGUGUGUCUUUGAGCAUUUCUCUUCAUUCCUGGAAUGUGUGUGUGUGUGUGUCUCUUUGAGCAUCUCUCUUCAUUCCUGGAAUGAGCCAUGGACAGUAAAGUUGUGUGGGAAAAGAAGGCUCUUUGGGGACCCUGACAUGAAGAAGUCCACUAAGUGGGAGAUCUUCUCUCAUCUAUGGCAAAGUCUCAGGAUCCUGUUCAGAUAUCGGGGCUUUCAUACUCCUGUUGGUGGCUAUUUGGGAGGCAGCAAGAUGUGAAGACUGGAUGUGUUCAGAACUAGGACCAAACGAUGCCAUCAAAUACUUCCUCCUGCCAGUCAUGGUUUCCCCAGAAGUGUAGUUCCUGGGACAUUCAUGGAUAUGAGCUAUUCACUAGUUGGGUCAGACUAACAGGGACUCUCAGUCCCAAAAUCUCACUCUUAUUGACAAUAAAUAUCAAACUAUGAAGAAACAGAAGUCCCAUUACCAGAAAGACCAAAAUUAAACUCCUGGAUCUUCACCCCAUCCAGUGGGAAACACAGAUGCUUUCUCCCUUUCCAGAAUAUAAGCAGCCAAGUUCAUUUGCAUUUAUUCCCCAUUGUGCUUUUGCUUCUGUUUCUCUUUUAAGUGGAGCAACACUGUCUGAAGACACGUUAUCUGUGCAGAGCCAGAGAACUUUAAAAGGAAAGUUUAAAUGUUCUUAGUUCUCCUGAGGUCCAGGUAAGAAGGGGGUGGUAAGAAGAGGAUGGGGGACAGAUGGCUGAGAUCCCUUGGGAGGAGAUAUAGGGGAGCACUGGAAUUCCCCCGACUCCCACUCCUUGCUCCCUUGGCCCUCUGCCCUCCAUGCUGGAGAGCUGAUAGGUAGCUGGAGUGGCCCAGGGAGACCUAUGGGAAGGACCCGUCCUACCAUUAGGGGGCUUCUCUCUAUGAAUGCUAAGAAACAAAGGGCAUCCAUUCCAAAUGAGUAGCAGAGGUGACCUUCUAGGGUUUCUACCCAUGCUCAGUUGUAUCCCAUUCCCUGUUCACCUUUUGUCCCCAGCACUGAUAUAAAAGCCAUAUAUAUGUUAGUCAGGUUUGCACUGAGUCUUCUUCCAAUCCUUCAGCCUGGACAACAGAGUGAGGUCCCCUUGUGGCCAGAGGCCAGCCCUCCUUGCCUGCCUUCCUUUGACCUCUCUUUUCCAUCCAUGAAGCCCUCAGGCCCUUGCCAUUUUUUCACCACAGAAAACUCAUGGCUUCUCCAGAAGCCUGAGUAUCUCUCUUUCCCAGCACAAAUGGCAGCAUCUCUAUCCUGCCCCAUCUGGGCCACUUCAGCUUCCUGUAGACACCCAAGACAGAUGGACAGUGUUGGAGGGAAUCAGGCUUUGAGGAUCCAGUGUGAAGAAGUUGCAGAGUGUCUUUUUAUUUUAUUUUAAAAAGGGGGAAGGGGCUUUUGGUUUUGCUUUGUUUUUUGGAUGAAGGAGUGAGGGAAAUGAGGGAAUACCCCCACCAGAAACAGACUGGAAAGCCUGCCUGUCUCUUGGAGAUCCUUCUUUGUCUUGUUAGUGGUACAUGGGAAGUUAUGUUUUUACUGGUGUGUGUGUGUGUGUGUGUGUGUGUACUUAAUGAUGGGAAGGUAAGACUCUGAUCAGGAUUAUGAACUGCGGUCCUUGGGACCAAAGGUGUGGUCAUGGUAGAGAGUUGUAGGACAAUAGGGUGUUUUCAGAAUCUGGGUGGCCACAGAGUGGGAUUUCCUGGUAUGGACAUCAGAAGUCACUGGACUCUUCUCCCAACCCCAGAGUUAUGGGAUUUUGGUGCUUUCUCAGGGUCUCUCCCCAGACUCACUCUUCUCACCCAUAUCCCACAGACUCACUCAUGGAGACCCCCUUGUCAAUAUCCCCUCUACCUUUACUCCUUUGCCCUUUCCCAAUUCAUCUUCUACCACCUGGAUUCUUUUCCAUUCAUGAACUUCAUUCAGCCCUUCCAAAGCCCAAGAUUUGCAUUCCCUUGACAGGGAGGAAAGGCAAUGGUAGGAACCUCUGGUGGUCUGGGUGUCUAUGUGCCUGGUGACCAGGGCUGGAUUUUUAUUACUCUGAGCCCACUGCUAGUGAGGAGCCUUGAGGGGUGGGGACAGGUUGCUGAGUGAUUUUGAACGUUGACACCAGUGUGGAGCCAGUGUGGGUGUGGGGAGCAGUGCCUUCCUCAGGUCCCAGCUGGUCCUGAUAUGCCACGUAGUGGAUGGCAUCUGUCUUGGUCCAUGGGCUUGGUGGGAACAUGCUUCUGCUUGUGUGUUUUCCAUACCUGAGGGCUGACGUAGCUUAAACCACAGGGCAUCAUGCCAAACACUCACUGCUGGGCAGGUUUAUUUCUGGGGAUGUCAGGGUACUGGGGUGUAGGCACUAAGCAGGAUAGAGUUAGGGUGUCUGGCUAGUAAGGGGUUCUGGACGCCUCUGGGGCUGUGAGUUUUCAUCUCAAAGUCUGUUCCAGAGAAAGGAAAGUAGUAUAGAGGUGAUUUUUAGAGAAGCUGAGACCAUGAAAACAAGCCUAAUCCCAUCCAGAAACUGGGGUAAAGUCUGAAAGUUCGUUUUCUUCUUCCUCCCUGAAUAAUUGUUCCAGAAGGGAUGCUAACUCUGCCAGAGCUACAGGCAGAUUUUUGGGCUUUGGAAGUGGAAGCUGAGGCCUGGGGAAGGCUGGGUAAGGAAUGCUGGGGCAAUCUCAGACAGUAGGCAGGUGCUUGGCAUGAAUGAGAAGUGACUUUCCUGGAGUCCCUCAGUAGAGGAUGAGAUAGCAGGGAUUAGGCCACAGUCUCAGAUCCUGAUCUUUUUUCUUCCUAGGAAAGCAUACAUAACUUGUGUCUGCAGAAUCAGUGUGGGAUGAUUUUGCUGGCCCAAGGCUUCAGCGAGAGGGAGAAGAGAGGUCACUACAGCCCUCCUGUGGGUAAAAGCAGCUCUCUUAUAAACCUGCCUCCAUGCAGUGGGGUGGGGGUAAGGGUGGGUGACAGCAAAGAGGUUGAGGAACCUCCCUGGGUUUGGGGAGUGAGAGCUUCCAUGUUCCCUUAAUGUCCUAGGUUAAUUCAUAAGGCAUCUGAGUCCUGGGUCUCACCCAGCCUCACAGAGAGAAAAACUGUCCCUGAGGGUGUCCCCUCCCACUCAAAGGUAGAAAGAGAUUGAGCCAGGAACUGCCCUCAUAUCCUCUGCUCUGCCCCUUCCCUUCCCUUUCCUCUGCCCCUCCCACCUAAAGCUGUUUGGGGCCCUUUCUCAGAGCCCUGGGUGGUGGCAGGCAGGGAGGAGUCCCAAGAUCCUGGUGGCCCUGAGCCCCAUGCUAUGGUUGCCAGAUUUGGCAAAUAAAAAUACAGGAUGUCCAGUUACAUUUGAAUUUCAGUUCAACAACAAACAAUUAUUAAGUGUAAAUAUGUCCUAGGCAAAUAGUUGGGACAUAUACUAAAAAAUAAUUUGUUGUUUAUCUGAAAUUCAAAUGUAACUGGUCAUCCUGCAUUGUGUCUGGGAACCCUACCCUAUGACUUUUCCCCCUCUCCCUUUGGUCCCAAGGGGCCAGGAACCCCAAGGAUUUGACUUAACCAGUUUUUUGAACUGCAAUAUUGAGAAGGGGACACUGUGACUUGAAGACACAUGAAUUACUUUAUUUUUUAAGCAACAACAAAAUAAGAACCUUCUGAAGCCAUUUGAGCCUCAUCUGCCCCCAUCCGUGUAUAUUUAAUUAUAUAUAAAAGAAGAUAAUUACCUAGAAACAUAUGAACAGAAUCUUGUUUAAUCAAGAUGCAUGUCUAUAACUUUCUGUAAAUAGCCGCAUGGCAAUGCUGAGAGUCCCCUUGAUCCCCAACCUCAAACCCAUUUUACAGAACUGGUUGAGGCUGCUCCUUUGAUUUUAUGUCGUGUAAAGUCUUUGUUCCCCAGCCCCACCCCUGCCUCCUCCCAUCGGGAAACCCCCCAUGGGAGUCAUCAGUGGGCGGGAGUCGGUGCCUGCUCCAGUCCAGCCCUGCCUUGGGAGAUGCUGGAGGACCCUGUCGCCCUGAAGGCCUGUUUGCUGCACAUCUGCCUGCAGAGCCAAACCUCAGGGCCCGGUGCAGUGUCCAGCCUGGUAUCUGGCAUCCCAGUAGCUUCCAUGUUCUGUGUAUGUGUGUGGUGUGCCCCUUCCUCCCACUGUUUGAAUUCACUGAAAAGCCAUAAAGGGGGCCUCCUGCUGGAGAUUUGGCCUCCCUUGGCUCCUCCCAGGAGCCCCCAUGUCUCUCCAACUGGCUCCCCACAGACCACUUCUGAAGGGCUCACCUGUUGUCACUCCCUCCUGCUCCCUCAGUCCCGUGUCAUGAGAAUGGACGGUGUCCAGGGCUUCCGGUGGGGUCUCAGGAGAUGCCCAUGCUGGCCCUGCCCGAGCUGGCUUUCUCGGCCUGGGUUCACAGUUCAGCUCCAUCUCUACGCUGGGCGAGGAGCAGACAGCAGUGGGACUCCAUGGUUCUGGAUACCUUUCCUGGGGUCCCUGUGGAGGCAACCAGGAUUUUCAGGAGCAGCCAGUCAGCAGCUCAGCCAGGGAUGACAGAACCAUCCCUGCUUACUCACCUCUGUAGUGUGAGGGUCUGUGGGUGGUGAUGGAGGAGGGACUCAGGGAGAGGCCGGUGAAUACAGGGGCUGACGCUCUUCCCUCGUGCAUCCUCCUGCAGUCUGACAGAAAGCAGCCCAAUAGCGGGGCAACCUCAGGGCUACCAGCGAUCCCCUGAGAGUGGGGUGGGCAGGUUCAGCUGUGAGAGAGGCUCAGGCAGAGCAGGUGUGGACUAAGUCCCCUGACCUUCACACCUGCUCCCCAGAGAAGCCCCAGCCAGUUGCACCAAGUAGCAGAGGUGAGUAGAGGGGCCUGGGGGCUUCCAAGGCCCCAGGUCAUCCUGUUGAACUGAGAGGGACAGGUAGCCCCCCUGCCUGCGGCCCCUGGCCCCAUGGGCACCUGAGGGCAGUACUGCAUGGGAAGAGCCCAGGAUGCCUCAGGCCUGGCAACUGUGACAAGUAUGAGGAAGGAGAGAGAACGGGAAGGGAAUCAGGCAGGGCGCAUUCGAGGAGGCCAGAGGUGGCGAGGCAGGCUUGCCCUGCACAAACCACAACAGAAGUUGCACACAGAAGUCCCAGGGACCUUUGUGCUGGGAACUGAAAGAGUGGGGAAGGUGGAGGGGACCAUUUCAGAGCAGGCUGGAAUCAGGUGCUUGGACCAGUGAAGACAUGUCUUGCUUCCUCCAGCUCUCUCUGGGGCCCUCCCACUCUCCACACCCACAGCAGAGACAAAUUGAGGCAAGAGUUGAGAGAGCAUCUGUCUGGUGAGGUGAUGGGAGCAGUGUGCAUGGGGCACCAGGAGUUCCUCCAUCCCACCUGCCUUAGCGAUCAGGACUUUAGGGGGGCCUCUUCAAAGAUAGUGACCCUUCUGCCCUGACUCCUGCCCAUCUAAGGACUUGAUUUGCUGCUUUCUGAAAACCCUGGGGCUGAAAACUUCAAAAUCAGGGCCUGGCAGAGCCUAGCUUCGCCAAGGUCAGCCCACCAGGAGCCCUGCCUUCGUCUCCAUAGGAAGGACACAUGUACAGCCCUUGCCCCCGGCCCUCUCAUUCCCACUUCUGCUUGGCAAUGCUCUCCAUCUCCCUUAUGUGGACUCUUGUUCUUGUCUGAUCUCUUGUCAAAUUGUUAUUUUGUAAUGAACUGCGUCUCCUUAUUAAAGAAAUGAGCUGAAAGAAA